AUGACAACAUUGGAAAUUGGGGCAGGAUCAGCAGGAUCAGUAAUGGCCAAUAGACUGUCAGAGGACCCGGACAUAAAAGUUUUACUUCUAGAAGCAGGCGGUCAAGAAAAUAUAAUAACGGACAUUCCGAUGGCUUCCUUUUUGAUCCAGCGAACACCUGUGGACUGGGCCUACCAAACUGAACCACAAAAAUAUGCUGGUUUUGGACUUUUUAACAACAAACUCAGGUGGCCUCGGGGUAAAGUGUUAGGCGGCUCCAGUGUUUUAAAUUACAUGCUGUAUAUUCGAGGAAAUCGACGAGACUACGACCGCUGGGAGCGAGAGCAUGGUGCCUACGGCUGGGGUUGGAAUGAUGUAUUUCCUUAUUUUUUAAAGGCAGGAGACAACAGAGACCCUUUACUGGCGAAUAAUGGAUUUCAUGGUAGAGGAGGCCAUCUCACUGUAUCCAAUCCACCUCAUGUUAUGCCUUUAGCAUAUGCAUUUAUUGAAGCUGGAAAGACCUUUGGCUACCCUAACAUUGACCUUAAUGGACCUCGACAAUCUGGAUUCGCUAUCCCACAGGGAACAAUCCGAAGAGGAGCACGAUGCAGCACGGCAAAGGCGUACCUGAGACCAGCAAGUGGAAGACCUAACCUCGAUAUUGUUAUAUUUGCUUUCGUCACUAAAAUAAUUUUUGACGAUAAUUUUCGAGCACGAGCGGUGAAUUACGACAAAUUAGGAAUUUCGCACGUGGUCUUUGCAAGAAAGGAAAUCAUCCUCAGCGCUGGUACUGUCAACUCUCCAAACCUUCAAGACCACGUUUAUCCAGCAGCCCUGGCCUUUAUUGUUGACCAACCGGUUACAGUUUUCUUACUGAGAGCCAUUAAACCCUCAAACAUCGUUAAAUACUUCACGAAAGGAAAAGGCCCUCUGACGAUACUUGGUGGUGUUGAAGGACUGGGUUUUAUUAACACAAAAUUUGCGAAUGUCACAGAUGACUAUCCUGACAUAGAAAUUCAUUUUCUUUCCGGGAGUGUAGUCUCUGACCUUGAAGUCGCAUUUCGAGCGAACCAAGGUAUCACCGACGAAAUAUGGGAAGGAGUGUACAAGCGUUACCUGGGUGUAGAAAUCUUUUAUCCUUUGACAUCUAUGAAGAAAUGUUUGGCUCUGGCUGAAACACCAGCAUUCCAAAAGUUUGGAACACGACUAAUCUCGGACGUCUUUCCUGGCUGUGAGGAUUACAAGCUGUUGAGUGAUGAGUAUCUAGCUUGCUUAGCCAGAACGCUGACAUUUACCAUCUACCACCCUGUGGGAACGUGUAAGAUGGGUGAUUAUAGAGAUCCGAGCACAGUCGUGGACCCCGAACUCAGGGUGAAAGGAGUGACAGGAUUGCGUGUUAUUGACGGUUCCAUAAUGCCUGCGAUUGUGUCUGGGAACACCAACGCUCCAAUCAUAAUGAUUGCAGAAAAAGCAGCAGAUAUGAUUCGAGGAAUUAGAACAGUACCGAUAUUUCGAAAAUAAAAUAAUUAAAUAUAAAUGAGGUGAUAACGAUACCUUAUUAAAACAAUCGAGACAUAUGUGGUAUAUUUUAUAUAUAUCAGUUUAUGAUUAAAAGUACACGACGACCACAGAUGAAUAUAAUUUACUGUAUUUACAGAAGCUAGGAGAUUCACUAACGAGUAUAUUACAUUUUAUAUAAAUGUUAAAUAUUGCAUAUUAAAAGUCAACCAAUUGUUUAUUUCUGUGAUAAACCGACUUCGUUAAUUUUAUUUAUUCUCGAAGUACUUGGCAAAAUAAUAAGCAGGUCUUAAAAAUUUGACUUAUUAUUCAUAACAAGUGUUCUGUAAAUAAAUUGUAUAUAUGCAAACCACUUGCAUAUGAUGAUGAUGAAACGAGAAUUUAUUUAAUUUUAUAUUUGAGUCUUACAGGAAAUACUAUUUUUAAACUCUUCUGUUCAUAGGUCACAUUUCAAUAACCAAACGUACGUUCAUAACCAUUUAUCAGGUGAAUAAGAUUCAUAUGCUCUUAAUGUCAGUGACUGCAUUCAGUUGAUGACGAAAUAAAGUGCAAUUACUGAUAUAUUAUAGUGUUACGUCUCCGUUCGUUAGUUAAUUUUCCGUAAAUUCUUUCCGACUAAACUAUA
Messenger RNA from Limulus polyphemus (Atlantic horseshoe crab), 2122 nucleotides. RefSeq names its product glucose dehydrogenase [FAD, quinone]-like. The transcript is spliced from 11 exons. NCBI's taxonomy places the organism in Eukaryota, Metazoa, Arthropoda, Merostomata, Xiphosura, Limulidae. The coding region runs from base 1 to 1500 and encodes 499 amino acids. The record is from RefSeq and is a predicted model, not a curated record. Gene Ontology annotation, molecular function: flavin adenine dinucleotide binding; oxidoreductase activity, acting on CH-OH group of donors.